Molecule: messenger RNA, 5432 nt
Organism: Linum trigynum
Lineage: Eukaryota; Viridiplantae; Streptophyta; Magnoliopsida; Malpighiales; Linaceae
Source: the annotation of a GenBank genome assembly
CAAUCCAUAUUUCUGAUUCACCAAAUAGCUCAUGAUACCAUGUAUCCCACGCUUAGUGCGCACUCUAUAAGCUAGCUCACAUAGCUCAAACCCACAAACUGAUGAAGUUUUAAUUGGGUAAAAACUCAAAUUUAAGUUUUACUCGAGGAGAUGAAAUACCAGGAACGGUGAGACCUUAUAGCGAUAUAUUGUGAGUAUUUUGUAUUUAAGGUAGAUUCUUUUGUUGCCCUUUUAAGAAUGCAUUUCCGUGAAUAAAAUCAUCAUCAAGCUUAGGAAAUGCCUGAAAUUACAACUGGUACAUUAGAGAAAAAAUGAGUAAUUAAGUUCCAUCUCCAUUAGCCAUUUAAAUUAAAUACAAGUGUUGGUAAUGGUUUCAACCACUCUACAGGAAGGUCAUUGGGGAGAGCGCCACAUGUGAUUCAUCUUGUAUCUAUUGGUGUAUCUAGGAGGUAGGGGAAGUAUCCUUGUAAUUGGAAUUAGAAUUUGACCUCAAUAUAAGUGCUUAUGUUACCAACCUCAUUAUUUAUGCGCAUUAUCAUGGUCUCUUGUGGUUCUUUUGUACCACCAUUAAAAGUUUCCUCGCUAAUAUCUUGAUAACCCACUACCUUCCUUUAGGAAGAGUCGACUAAUUUUUGGGAUGAUGUUGACGCCAAUAGGGAGAGAUAUGUUCGACCUGAUUCUUGUUCAACUCCUCUAAUAGGUGGAAGAUUGGGUAUGACUGAGGUAUUCGGGUAGAAGUAGAAUGUUACAACCGUGGUUCUUCGAAAUGUAGUAAAAUUUAAUAACCUUGUUGACAUAUUUGAGAUGUUCCAAGUGAUUGCAAGCUUUCACCAAGAUCUCUUAAUACCCACUUCCUAGGUCAAGAAAAUUCUAAAGUUUUUAUUUCCUUUCUACGGAAUUACUUAAGAUGGUUUGACCCUUCUUCAAAUAACUAAGUGAAUUUUGAGAUAUUCUAAAAACUAAAGUAUGUAUUGUUAACUAAGCGGUAAAGCAACCUAGUAUGAUAUGCCAAGUAUUUAACCUGACCAUUCAUUUUAUCCUUGUUCAUGGGCUUCAUUCUAAAAUGUAAAGAUUUCCCUAGACACUUGUCGUCCAAGGUAAUGAGAUAAUUUUGAUAGGAUUGGAACCAAAUAGGGUCAUAUGCGAAGUUUGUUUGAAAUCCUGAUAUUAAUUGAUCAUUGAACUCUUUCUAGCGUUCAUCAAUAACAACAGCUAUCUAUCCAUGGGCAAAUGGAAUAAUAGUAUUAGUCCAAGUUGAACUAAUCCUAUGUGAAUAUAAUUUAUAUUCACCCUUAGUGAUGUGUUCUAAAUGGGAAACAUUUAGUAUAUAUCUGAAGUUAAAUAGUUAUUUUUUGUUGAUAGCAUUAUUGUCUAAUUCAGGCAGUUUCCACUAUAAAUUAUUAGUGGAUUGGUCAUCGUACAUGAUGGAUUCUUCUUGUACCAGAGUGUUAUCCAAUCGGACUAACUCUUCAUUAUUCAUGAAGAGUUAGAGUUGGGUGUCUGAUUCAUAUUCUGACACUACUUCGUCAACUAAUCCUACCUCAGAAUCUACUUCCGACAACUCAUCUUCAUCAAUGGGCUUGUAGGCUAAUUGUUUGCUUUCAAACAAGAUCCUUCAAAUAAUUUAUGUUCUACUCUUGUUAUGACAAGGAUUAGCUUUGUGAUCUUUCGAUCCAUAAACCCAACAACAUGAAUAGUUGCUCAAAGGUUUCCCUUUUAGGACAUUUCACUCCUCUUCCAUAUUUAUCUUGAAUGCGUUAAUCCUUUCACUAUCUCUGAUUCAUUAGAACGUCCUUUCCUACCCGGAACAUACUCUAUAUGGGCACAACAACUAUCGUUAAGAUAGGGAAGCCUUUUAGCAUUCUCCCUAACUUAAAGUUCAGUACAUGCAUUUCUCAUGUCAUAACAUUACUGCUUGUAUUCUUCCUCCUAAUCCAUCAACAAUUUAAUUCUUAUUAAGUAGGAGAUCAAAAGUUGUUUUUUCCUACUUCUAACUAAGGAUUUGGUAGCUUAGCAAAGAACAACUUGUUCCUGCAUUCUUGAGACACUAAGUUUAUAUUGUAAUAUUAUUUUCGAAAUUCACAAAUGUAGCUAUCAAAAUAACACUUGUCACAAAUUUGAAGUUUCAUGAGGACCAUUAUAGAUUGAUCGUUUUCUAAAGUUUCAAUUGAUGAUAACUUAAAUCCACAAAAUUCUCUUUUCAAGUCAUUGGCUACUAUUGCCAAAAUGCAUUCACGUAAAACUUCUUUAGCGAUUUUAUCAUUUAUUGCGGCGUCAGAUGCCAGUAUAUUCUGAAAAUUUUGGGUAUAUCCUACCAUGAUUACUUAACCGAGCUCAUAGGCUUGAUUUGAUGUAAAGUUGCAUGCUUUAACCGUUAUCCUAACGAUUGUAAUCCCAUCAUCUAUCCUUUAGGAUACAUGCUUUUCACAAACAAUAUUAAGAAAAAUACAUGAACUUAUGACCGUUCUUAAAGGGUUGUCCUCGUGAAGAAAAUCUUCCUCGGGUCUGUGAGGAUAAUUUGGUUUAAACACGUGCCUUUUUGUGGUAACAAGUUCAUUAUUAAACGAUCGAUCGAUCAUCUACUUCAGUUGAAGCUUCUUCCAUUAAACUCAUAGAUUGUAUAAGAUCGUUUCGCUAAGUGGCUAGUAUUAGCAUGAGCCAUUCUCUCAGUCGGGUACGAUAUGUUGGACCAAUUUUUUUUUUCCUUACCGAACUUUAAAAACAUCUGCUUCAGUAACGCUAUGUUUUACUUUUUCUUUUUUCAUUUUCAAUUUCAUCUAGCCGUUGAUUUAGGAUGGCUUGAUCUUCAAUCUCCUAUCCUCAUAGUCUGUUUGAUUAGGACAUUUCCCAAACAUUUUCAUCAAAUCUUUCAACAUUCAACAACAACAUCAUCUUCAUCUCCCCUCCUACUCUAUCCGUCCUCUCCCCUCCUACUCAUCAUCUUCAACUUUCAACAACAACAAAACAAAAGAACACAUGGGUAGUGGCAUAUUUCCGAAAUUUGUCCCAUCACCAAGCCCACAUACAUAACCCCAACUACUAUAUGUACGUUGAGCAAGCCGAGAUCAGACCAUCCCAACUCCAAACCACCAUCUCCCCCCAAAACUUUAACGACAAAGCAAAAAAAAAAAAAAAAAAAGAUGUCUCUGGUGACAGACGAGAUCAGGGCCAAGGCCACGGAGGUCUACAACGGCGACGAGAUCUGCCAGGCCAAAUCCAAGGAGCUCCUGGCCGAGAUCGAGCUCCCCAACGGGUUGCUGCCACUUCACGACAUCGAGGAGUGUGGGAUCGACAGAGAAACAGGGUUCGUCUGGCUGAAGCAGAAGCAGAGCAUCACCCACGAGUUCAAAGAAAUCGGGAGGCUUGUCACCUAUGGGCCGGAGGUGACCGCCGUGGUGGAAAAGGGGAAGAUCAAGAAGCUGACAGGUGUCAAGACCAGGGAGCUUCUGAUUUGGGUUUCUCUGUGCGAUAUCUACACCGACGAGCCGCCGACUGGGAUUCUUCAUUUUAAGUCCCCAACUGGGCUCUACAGGACUUUCCCUGCUUCUGUGUUCGUGGUUGAGGUGAAGGAGGAAACUGCUGCUGCUGCUGCCAAAGAAGCCGCGGCGAAGGAGGAAACUACUGCUGCUGCUGCUGCUCCAGCGGAAGCUGUUGAAGUGAAGGAGGCUUAAAGUUGGCGUCUUUAUUCGAUGGCUGUGAGAUGAUUCAGAGUAAGUGGUUUAAGUGCCGCAUGAAGUGUACGGGUUUCUGUUUAUUAGCAAGCAUGGCAAUUCUCGCUUUGGCUGCUUGCUGUUGUUGUUGUUUUUAUGUACUCUACUUGGAUUUCAUCACGUUGAUAAUAAAAUUGGAACGGUUGUGCGAAAAAGUUUGAUUUUUUUUUUUUUUUGGGUUGCUGCCCUCUCGACGGGAGUGAAAUACAAAAGAAGCAAUGAUGAAAGAGUUACUAAAAGAAAUCGUUGAACUCAAAAAAUACAAGAAUACAAGGCGCCAUCUAUGUGGUAUAUAUCCAUGUUAAUUGAAAACGAAGAAGACUAAUCCAUUGAAGAGCUCCUGACUGAGAUCGUAUUAUCCUUUUGAUGAUUCAGAAUACAAGUUUUAGUCAUUCACACAACAUCUACUAAUAAACUUACAUAUGAGAAGGAAAAGGGGAUAUUAGGGUUUGGUUUUAACCAGUUGCAACAAAAAUGAAAGAGUCAAUGAGCUAGUUUGGCAUACUGUGCAUUUUUCAAAAACAGUUUCUGCUGUAGUUUCUAGAGAAGUAUUUUUCAAAAAAAUCAGUUGAGUGUUUGACUGAUUCAAAUGAACUUUUAAUAUAACUUGUGAAUCAAAAUUUAAAAAUAGUCGCUUGUUGAAUUUUUUUAAUAUUAAACAAUAUUUAUUUUAGUUUUAUUUAGUUUUUUGAAUGAUAUAAAUAAAAGAAAGUAUGUUUUGAGGGAAAAGUUUGAAAGCAGCUUUUUGAAAAAGUUUCAAAUUAGAUUUUACGCUCUUAUGUUGUAAAAAGCAGCUUUCAACUUUUUCAAAAGUAAGACUUUUAAAGGUGUUUGACCUGGUUUCAGAUUUAGAAGCACAAAAAUACUUCUAAAAGUCGGGCAAAAAUGGGGAAUGUGUAUUAAGAGACUUAGAAUGCACUGCAGAGCUGGCAGAGAGAGAAGUCACGGCUUGGGUCGUGACACUCCAUACAGGACCGUGACGUGGUGCCUUCUAUGGACGAAUGAUGAGUCAUGACUGAUGGAUGGCAUGCCACGGCUUGGGACGUGACGCUCCGUACAUGGUCAUAAUGUGAAGACAUGCUUAUGUGGAUGAAUGAUACGUUACAAUAGGUACAUCCGUGAUUCUCGUAUUGGGAGAGUGUGAGAUGUCCAUGAGCUCCAAUCGUGAGAAGUGACAAUUGUAAUACACCCCCUCAAUUGAAGGCGUGGAUAUCAAGCAUGUCGAGCUCGGAAAGAAGAUGAUGGAACUAAGCGACGUUAAGUACCUUGUCGAGGAGAUAAUUCGGUUAGUCAAGAGUAGCAAUUUUGUGAGGCGGUACAUGAUGAAAGGGUUACUAAAAGAAAUCGUUGAACUCCAAACAUACAAGAAUGCAAGGCGCCAUCUAUGUGGUGUCUAUCCAUGUUAAUUGAAAACGAAGAAGACUAAUCCAUUGAAGAGCUCCUGAUUGCGAUCGUAUUAUCCUCUUGAUGAUUCAUAAUACAAGUUCAGUCAUUCACACAACAUCUACUAAACUUAUAUAUGAGAAGGAAAAGGGGAUAUUAGGGUUUAACCGGUUGCAACAAAAAUGAAAGAGUCAAUGAGCUAGUUUGGCAUACGGUGCAUUUUUCAAAAACAGUUUAUGCUGUAGUUUUUAGAAAAAUAUUUUUCAAAAAAAUCAGUUGAGUGUUUGAUUGAUUCAAAUGAAUUUUAAUAUAACUUGUGAAUCAAAAUUUAAAAAUAGU